This is a messenger RNA of Pleuronectes platessa (European plaice), 4282 nucleotides long. It is a transcript of the gene rbbp8nl, whose product is annotated as retinoblastoma binding protein 8-like. The record is from RefSeq and is a predicted model, not a curated record. Gene Ontology annotation, biological process: double-strand break repair via homologous recombination; DNA double-strand break processing involved in repair via single-strand annealing. The transcript has 14 exons. NCBI's taxonomy places the organism in Eukaryota, Metazoa, Chordata, Actinopteri, Pleuronectiformes, Pleuronectidae. The coding region runs from base 237 to 2006 and encodes 589 amino acids. Gene Ontology annotation, cellular component: site of double-strand break. Gene Ontology annotation, molecular function: flap-structured DNA binding; Y-form DNA binding; damaged DNA binding.
GGGACAACUGCUCCGACCGGUUUUCUGGGGUGGAGAGAUGAGAGAGGGGAGGGUGUGGGGCGUUCUCCCACACCUCAUUCUCCUCUCUCUCUCCAUUAUCGUGCUUUUUCUCCUUCUGUCUCUGUAUCACUUGGUUCAUCUCUGAAGUCAGAGCGACAAAAACUGCAUCCUGCAGUGUCUGGAACAGUCUGCGGCCUUAUGAGCCAGACUCAAGGUCAAAGGUCAUCACAACAGCAAUGGAGUGCUUCAAUGAACUGCUCCUUAAACUGCAGGAGGUUCGCGAAAGAGAAGUGGAGGGUUGGCAAUUGAAAGUCCAAGAGCUGUCCAACAAGAAAGGCUGUGAUACUAAGCGAAUGGAGGAACUGUUCACCAGAAACCAGCAGAUGAAGGAACAGCACAGAUUACUCACAGAGAACAUAAAGACACUCGAGAACAGGCUGAGAGCGGGGCUGUGUGACAGGUGUACAGUGACACAGGAGGUAGCCAGCAGAAGACAGCAGGAAUUUGAAGCGUCACAGAUGCAGAGCUUGCAGCACAUGACUCGACUGGUGGGAGAGAUGAACAAUCUGAAAAGGGAGAACAAGAGAUUCAGAGAUGAAAUCAGGAGUUUGAAAACAGCAAUAGAAGGUCACAGUGAUCACUCCUCAAGCAGCAGCACCUUCACAGAGAUCAAACCAAACAGCUCCCCGGACUUUUUGCCCUCUUCUGGACCUGAGGCACUCAUCACUGCAGCAACCAGCAGGGCCAGCAACCAGUCAUCAGACAGUGACAUUGGGAAGAAACCCGAAAGGGACCAAAGAACAGAGGAAGCUGAACACAGACAGAUGAGAGGGAUGAGCAGAAGCCACUAUGAGGCAUACAAACCCCUUAUAUUGCCAUCUCUUGCACCGCCACCAUGGAAGGCAGAACACAGUGUGACCCGUGCUGGAGAAAGAAGAGCUCAGAGUAUCGAAGGACUGGACCCGCGACCCCCAAUCGCUCCUCAAGCUCUCCUUCCUAAAACAGCUUCUUCUCCCACCGGUGAUGUCACCCCCAGUAGACAUGUGCUCCACACUCCUGUCCCCUGCCGGCCUCAACCAAUCAAGAGUAGCGCACUUAGUCUCCCCUGGCCCUUAUCCGAAUCCUCUGACUGGGUUUCUUUGGCAGCAGCAAGAGCCAGCCAGUUGAUGCAACCUUCUUCAGAACCAAAUCCGCCACGCUAUCCCAACCUUAUCCCAAAUAGCCAACAUGCCAGUCCUAGAAGGCCGGCUUUUGGGUCUCCCUGGCCCAAACCCAGCACCAAUCCGCCCCCAGUAAAAGAGCCAACUGUGGUGUUCAGGUUCAGGAAUUUGUCCGACCCCCUAGAGGGUCAAAUCAAGCCCCAGGAAAAGAAGGACAUUCAGCCAAUUAAGAAUGAGAGUGUCACUGGAAAAGUGCAUAAGGAGAUGCAUGAAGGGCCUCUGGACCUUUCAGAUCGAGGAAAAUCUAAAUCCGGCCAAACUCCAAGAGAUGAUUCACCCUUAAACUUACAAGGUGGAGAGAGAGUACGGAUGAGCCCUGACAAUGCACUGAAAACAAAUACACUUGCACAUGUACCAGUUUCCUCACCUCUACCUGUCUACCCAUCUUCCUCUUCUAAACCACCAGUCAAACAACAAGAGGAAGAACCUACUAGUGAGCACAACCACAAGGUAAUCAAAGAUGAGGAGCACAAAGAGGAGGUGAAUGUAAAGACAGACCAGACCAAUGAAAAGAAGGUGCCUGUCCUCACCAUAUCUUUACGUCCAGUGGUAGUGCUGGAGACUCUGAAUUCUGCCCUGCAAAAGCAGGAAUCUAUAUUGUCAAAUGGAAAGUCGUCAUCACCAGCAGCUGAACCAGGAAGCAGUUCAGACGAGGAGGACGAGGAGGGGAUCCAGGGCUGCAAGAGGAAGAGGGCAUCUGUUGAAACCGACUCAGACACAGACAACCUCCAGUUCGAAAGAAACCGAGGAGGGGAGCCCCACCAAAAGAAGAUGACGUCGCAUUGACUUGGUGAUCACACUGGAACCUGUGAUGGUUUUGGCCACUUGGGGGCAGUACAACAUGCUGAAAACAGAACUGAGAAACAGACAACACUGACACAUCAUCGCCUUAUAAAAUUGAUAGAGGUAGCAAAUCAGCAAACACCAUAAAGUUUAAUGCUGAAAUAGAGAAUGCUAAACAUCUCCAUAUAGCUCACGAGAGCAACUAAUUUCACAUUAUACAUACAGAUUUGGGCCACUGUUAAUGAAAUGAUUUUGUGUAUUGCAGCUUUAAUAUAAAACAUAUUGAUUAGAGUAGAUACAACAUUUUUUUGACAUUUUUUAACAUCAGGGUUCUUUCUUGCAUUACUCAUUUACGGCUUCUCAGUAAAUAAUUAAGGGUGGAACAACAGAUUAUAUCUUUAAAUAAAUUCAAAUGUGGUUAAGACUUUAGUGAGUAUUUAUAUAUUGUAAGUACUUUUCUUAUUAGCUUCUCACCACUUCCUUUACCAGACUAAAUUGGAACACACUUUCAAUAUGACAGAGAAACCCAAAAGUUCCUACAACGUGUAACACUUUGUUAACUGUAGCGAGAAUCAACUCCCUCAUUAACGUGAAGAAACCGCUACCCAUUUACCAUAAAUAAUUGUUGUUGAGUAGUGUCAAAUCUGUAUCCCACAGGUCUGGAGUCAAAGAUACCUGCAGAAUAUGAGAGAGAGAGAGUGAAAUGUGUCUGUUGCCAUAAAGUCUUAUUGAGCCAAUAACCGCCUUGCAGAAUGAAUAAUUAUAUUUUUAAUAUAUUCAAAUGUCACAAAUUAAGCCUUUAAAAAGAGACAGCUGUGCUUACUCCAUGUAGUGUGUGCAGUUAUUGGUCCUGCUAAGAUAUUAGUAUGCUAUUUUUGACAUUCCAGCAUUAAACAGUGCUUUAUGUCAUCUAAACAUCAUACUCUUUGGAUUAUUGGGUUUGUGAAUUCAUUGGUGAAAGAAAUACGACCGUAAUGAGAAUGAACCAUUUUAUUUUUAAAUGCCUUUACUCGAGUGACACAUUAACCUUGACCAAGGCUCAAGAGUGGAUGCAAAUGUGCCUGUACCUAAGUAUAGUGUUUAGCAGUUUGUCACUGUUUGGUGGAGAACUGAGAACUACUCAGGCUGAGAAAGUCACACAUUGUGCAAAACGUACCAGCCCAUUUCCCCAAUGUGCAAUUCAAGCUCCCUGUAAGAUUGAAUCUCGGCCUGUCUCCUCUCAGUUGAGGAUUGCUCUAAUCUUUUCACCACACAAAUACAACUAGCAUUAUCAGCACUAUCAUCAUCUAAUUCAACAAUUCAAUGCUAGUAACCAAUGGUUAGAGUUUCCAUUUCCAACCAAUCAGUGUUUGGGUCUGUUAAGUCACCAACACUCAUCACCCACACUAAUUAUACUAUCCUACUAUUUAAAGUUAUUUCACUUAGCCGGCAUUGCAGUCACUGCCUGGCUAUUUUUGCCACAGAGCCCCCACCCCUUCCCUCCUCCACCCUUUCUCUAAGUGACCUAAAAAGAAAAAAAAGAGAGAAAAACCUGUUCCUCUUCCUCUUUUUCACUAUGCAGAUAUUUUGCAAGUAUUAACUUUCCACCCACAGCUGCAACAGCUUGUCGUAAGCGGGGUGGAUGGAAGAGAUUGAAAGUGUGAAAAGUGACAGAGUCAGUUAAAUAACUUAAAGGGGAUAGUAAUUCAAAUUGACUCUAUAUCUACUCAUCACUAUGCUGAUGGAGGGGUGGGUGAAGUUUUUGUGAACUAUCCCUUUAAACCCUUGUGGCUACAGCACUAUAAGGUCAAUGGGAUCCUUCUUCUGAUAGAUUAAAUAUAUUCUUUCUGAAGGAGAUGUCUUAAUUAAUGGGCAGAAUCAGACAAUAUUUACUUGAAAUGUUAAAAAUUUAUUUGAUAUGUCUCUCUUUUCUUUUUUAAAAAUUAGCACUUUUUACUCUCCUGUGUGUUUGACAACUCCAAUGCGUGCAGUUCUAAUGCAUGUAUAUUGAUUUCGAAUGUUUCUGUCUGUCUCUUUAAAGCCAUUAGAGUCCAUUAAGUACAGUACUUCAAUCGUUCAAUGGUCAAUGUACAAAAUAGCCUUCCAGCCACAUAUCUGUGUUAAUUAAAAUGUGAUUGACUGCAAUACUAAGUCCGUCCUUUUAUGCUAAUCUAUCAAGCUGUGUUGCUGUGUGGUCUCAUCGGAUAUUUUGUGCUCUAAAAUGAUCAAACACACACUUAGAAACCUCUGUUUGAAUGCACUUCAUCUUAUGCUGAAAUAAAAGUUCAUUCUUAAAUGCU